AUGAGAAAAAGGGCCUUCUCUGUUGCUUAUCUUUGUCACAAAGCAGGGGCGAAAGGUACUGCUACUACUGCCGCUUUUACUACUCUUUCAUUUCUUUCUCCAAUAAAUUCAACCCCCAUCCAAUCAGCUUUUCACUCUGCAGCCCUCACUAUUGGUAUUGAAAGUAGUAAUCAUCAUCAGGCUAAGCCUAACAACAUUGUUCAUUAUGGGUCUCGGAGAUUGAGGAGUGAUAUUGACGGUAUCAGCAAUCUCGAUGAAGCUCUAGGCUUUUACAAGCAGAUGGUACGGAUGAAACCUCUGCCUAGUGUUGUUCAUUUCAAUAGACUGCUGGGUCGUAUUGUUAAGAUGAAGCAAUAUUUGGUGGUUCUUUCUAUUUCCAGGGAUAUGGCUGAGUUGGGAUGCAUUCCGCUUGAUGAUUACACGCUAAGUAUUGUGAUUAAUUGUUACUGCUUCUUGGGUAGAGUGGAUUUUGGGUUUUCUAUAUUUGGUGGCUUCUUCAAGCGAGGUAUUUUGCCCAAUACGGCCACCUUUACCACUCUGCUCAAAGGACUCUUUCGGGAACACAAAAUUCAUGAGGCACAAGGAUUGUUCAAAAAAAUAAUAUAUGAAAAGCUUUGCAUACCUAAUGAAAUUACGUAUGGGACUGUGAUAGAUGGGCUUUCUAAGGCUGGGAACACUAGUAUGGCCAUUCAAGUCCUUAGAUUCAUGGAAAAAGGAGGAAGGUGCAGGCCUCAUACAGCUGCUUACAACACUAUUAUCGACGGGUUGUGCAAGGAUAAAAUGAUGGAUCAAGCUCUCUCCCUGUUACACGAGAUGAUUGAGAAAGGAAUUGCCCCCGAUGUCAUCACUUACAAUUGUUUGGUCCAGGGUCUGUGCAAUUUAAGUAAAUGGAAGGACGUUGAAAAUCUCUUUACUGAGAUGAAGGCUUAUAAUAUUGUUCCUGAUGUUGUUACUUUUAAUAUUCUAAUUGAUGCACUAUGUAAGGAAGAACAGUUAGCAGAUGCAGAGCAGGUUUUAACUGCCAUGAUUCAGCAAAAUCAGAAUCCUACUACAGUCACUUGUAAUGCAUUGAUGGAUGGGUAUUGUUUACAGGGUCAAAUGGGUGAGGUAAGGAGAAUUUUUUAUAAAAUGGCUGCUAGCGGCCUUAGUCCUGAUGUUCAAAGCCAUAAUAUAUUGAUAAAUGGCUAUAUGAAGAAAAUGAAAGUGGAACCGGCCAUGAAUCUCUUCCAAGAGAUCCGACAUAAAGGGUUAAGACCGAAUGUUGUUACCUAUACCACUGUCCUGCAGGGUUUAUUUAGUGUCAGGAGGUAUCUUACAGCAAUCGAAGCUUUCGACGAGAUGCGAGUUGCUGGCUUAAAACCUAAUUUUCACACUUACACUGUAUUGUUGGAUGGUUUAUGCAAGAAUUCACAUGCUGAGGAAGCGCUUCAAUUUUUGCACAAAAAGGAAGUUGAUGGAGUAGAUUGUCAGAUAACAAUGUACAACAUCGUCCUUGAUGGAUUGUGCAAAUGUGGGAAGCUUGACAGCGCCCGGCAUCUUUUCUAUAGUCUCUCUUCUAAAGGAUUGGAUCCUAAUGUUACCACAUAUAACACGAUGAUAAAUAGCCUCUUUUCAGAAGGAUUACUACAGGAAGCCAAAGUGUUUAUUAAGAAAAUGGUUGCACACCAGAUCUAA
This is a messenger RNA of Coffea eugenioides, 1674 nucleotides long. RefSeq names its product putative pentatricopeptide repeat-containing protein At1g12700, mitochondrial. NCBI's taxonomy places the organism in Eukaryota, Viridiplantae, Streptophyta, Magnoliopsida, Gentianales, Rubiaceae. The record is from RefSeq and is a predicted model, not a curated record. Gene Ontology annotation, molecular function: protein binding. The coding region runs from base 1 to 1674 and encodes 557 amino acids. The transcript has a single exon.